GAACCAGGCAACGCAGUACACACGAGUCGGCUGUGGCCGGUUCUUUUAUUGAUAUUUUCACCUGGGUUUUGAUGAUUACCGUUGUAUUCCAGUUUAGAAUACUUUAGACUAAUCCCUGAUACAUCAUCUGUGGGAAUAAUUCUCUUGGAUCUUUGCCGAUCUUUGUUUCUUCUUUCAUAUUCAUUGGUCAUCAUUUUGUCUUCAGUUGUGGCAUCAUUCUAACACGAUUGCAGUUCUAGCCCCUAUAUUCAAUGAUAAUUUUACCAAUCAAUUUCGACCUAACAUGAGCACUGGAGUCAUCAGCUCAUACCAGGGAUCUCUUUGAUACAUUCAUCAAUGUCUUUGCUUGGAUGAAAAGUUAUUUCCCGGAAACGAUAUUAUGGCAAUCUGGUGAUAUCUGUAAGCUAGUCUGCCUUCAUCAAUACAUAUAGGCUUUAGUGCCUUGCGGGUUUACGAAAGGAAAUCAUCAGCAAGCUCUAAAUUCAGUAGUUUAUACUUGUUAUUUCGCCAAAACCGAGGAGUCUUCUGAAGAACUGUAUAUCACGAAGAUUUGGAGUGUCAAAUAAAUUCUCUUCAUAAUUGGGAAUAAUUUCACAUGAAUAUGAUAUGAUCUGCACUAGGCGAAUCUUCCCAUGUUCAUAUGAGAGCACAUACCAAUAUACCAGUACACGAUGAGAACUCUUAGUCAGCAUCAUCAGAUUUGAGAUAUAAUCUAUGAAUUUUCCGCCAAAUGUAGUUUGAACACAAACAAUCAUUUUGGCUGAUUUCCUCAAAAUCAUUUCCGUUUUGCUGCUAUGUUGAAUGGAGCCGCGUCUUUGUGACAAAUGUGAAAACAUUCUAGACGUUAAACAAUUACUUUGCAGCUAAAGAUCUACCUUCCUAAGGAAACGAAGUGUGAACUGUUGAGCCCAAGAAGAUGGAAGAUACUUGACCGACAUAAUCUGCUCCAGGCAAAACUGGGUCCAGAGCUUAUCAAGCGCAAUCUUAAUAUUUAUUAAUACCAAAGAUCAACCAUGUCUGCGUCCGUCGACUCCCAGGCGUACUACAAAAAUCGCCUUGACAAGUUCAAAUCCCGGUCGAACCGGAUCUUCAACCGGGCUCAGAACCUAAACCGAACAUUAGAUCGGCAGCUAGAAUCGUCAGUCAAGAGCCUGGCGACCAACCGUGACGUCAAUAUCCGUCGCGACCAGGAGAAGAUCUGGAUGGUGACGGGAGCUGGACUUCAUCCACCGAAAUAUUCAAGUGCCAAGGAAGAUGUGCCGUCGUAUCUUCAAAAGCAAGCGCAUGCGACGUUACCAACCCCUCAAGAACUCAGCUCGCUUUUACCAAACAAGAAGGCGAAGGAGAGGACACAAUCGGCGGGCAAUUAUAGGCAGCUCUCUAAGAGACGGUUAUCGUCGAUGAAAUCAAUGGAUUUGAACAUCAUCCAUUACCGCAAAUCAUUGGAAAGCAUGCGGGAAAGGGAAAUACUACCGCUCUAUGAGAUUAUCCAGGAGAACGAAGGUGGUGAUGACGUCGAUGGUAGUGGUGGUGAUGUGGGUGUUGGUGGUGUUGAGCAGAAGGAAGCAUCACCUAAUGGGUCGCUGUCUGUGAACACCCCAUACAUACGACCAAACACGGCGAUACCUUCAUCAUCAAGCAGUAGACCUAGUCAGCUGGAACGACCAAAGACAUCGAUACCUGACGCAGCUAGACGCAAGAGACGCGAGUCCGUUCCAAAUGCAACGGCCUUAAUGAUUGAACAAGCGCAGGAUCCGAAAAACAAAGUCCUAAGGACAAACUUUCUGGACAUGUACAAGACGCAAAUGGCAAAGCACCAGCGAAGAAUGUCUGCUAUCAAGGAUAAACGCUCGCCGAAGGCUACAGCAAUUACAGAAGACCCGAGUGAAAGACCUCGUACCGCUGGCCCGACGAUCGCAGAGGAGGACGAAGAGGACGAAAGAAGCCAAAGCACAGGGUUCAUGUCGGAUACGUCUGCUUCUAAUCGCCGGAAAAGUCUGCGGCAGAGGCUCAGGCGAACCAGCUUGGCCGCCGUUUCUGGCAUGAACACUUUGCAUAAAGAGGUCAAAAGCUUCCAAAGCUUCCGGAAGUUUAAGAAGGAGAGUCUGAACGUCCUGGAGAAUGAUAUCCCCAGCAUUGAUGACCUUGAAGAAGGAGAGUUGUUCGAUGAGAUGCGGAAGUGUAGGUACAUCCGAUGGGGCGAAGAUGAGGAGAUGGUCGAGAAGUUAAAUGAAGAUCAACCCCUCACCAAUCACUUAAAGAGGUUAUCUAUUGAUACUACGAAGAGACCGAAAAGAUUCCUUAAGAAACUGAAUGAACAACACGAGCCUGGAUCUUGAUUGACAUCGGGAUAUUAAAAAACUUAAUUGAAUAAUUUUACUUAUACUAAACAAUUCUUGCACCAGGGGCGGAUACAGGAUUUCAGAAUGGGGAGAGGACACAUGAUCUUUUUUUUUUAACAAAUGAAACACAAGAACGGGCGUAUUUCCAUCGACACCAAAAUAAUAAAAUAAUGGUUGAAGGCACGGAUGAGGGGCGCUAUAUACACCAAACUGACCAAAGGGUACUAUUUUUUUGUAAAAAGUUGGUUAUGCGGGCGAAUAUAUAGAUUUUUUGUGUUAGCGUUGUUGGCUGGUAAUUGGAACUUAGAUGGACGACGAUGUAUCAAGAGAAACCAUUUUCUAAAAAUUGUUUUAUCCUUUCCUUGACCAAAUUUGCUCUCAUGAACGGUCUGAAACUGCCCGGGGGGGGGGGGCAUUCAAAUAUAUUGCUGUACACACGCGUGACCAAGAAAUUUUCAAACACCCCCUAAACGAGUUUUUCUCUGUGUGCAAUAUAACCCCCUAAACAAGUUUUUCUCUGUGUGCAAUAUAACCCCCUAAACAAGUUUUUCGCGGGCUUUAUUUACACAUUUUUGCCCCUAAACAAGAUGUCGCCAAAGUGUGACCUCGGGGGAAAAAGCUUGGGAAAAAAAAACAUACCCUGAACACGUUUGGCUAGUCUUAAAAAAAAAAGCUUUGGGAAAAAACAAACCCUAAAUACGUUGUCCCCGCGAUUGACCAUUGACCAGUCUUUCAAAACCACCCUUUUUCUUGAAAAUCGGUGUUUUUGAUACCUCGAAUAGGGGGCAUGGGCUUGACUCACCCCCUCCCUCCCCGAGAUUGUCAAAAGCUUACCUAUACAAAUCUUCGUAAAAUGUGCACAGGAUCCUUUAAUAUUAUUUUAUUGGUAGGCUUCGACGUUUCGCUCCGUCGCUAUCAUGGUGUUUUAGAAUAGGCCUAUUCUACAUUAUCUCCUAAGGAGAUUGUCCCCCCCCCCCAUUCCUGUUGGUGGUAUUUUGAAAAGUACAGUCAGUUUCCUCAUAACUCUCCUCCUCAGUCCCCCAUAGUAGCAUACUAAGAACUAAGGGAUCUUGAACAGAUCAAUAACGUAGCCAAGUGGACAUGAUCUAACUCUUGAUGGCGCUAUGCAGAAAUUUAUCCAGAGAAUAAAAAGAAUGUAACGAAGAUAAAAAGUGAUUUUCUAUUCUUAUCUGAUUGUAAUUGCAUGUUAUGCUAAUCGUGAAUAAAAUUCAUAUUGAAUUGCA
Molecule: messenger RNA, 3586 nt
Organism: Lytechinus pictus (painted urchin)
Lineage: Eukaryota; Metazoa; Echinodermata; Echinoidea; Temnopleuroida; Toxopneustidae
Exons: 2
Coding region: 1014-2339 (441 amino acids)
Source: RefSeq, a predicted model, not a curated record